AUUUGUCUUUCCGUUGCAAGUGUGAUCCAUCGUCAGCAGAGGACGCCGCAGCUGCAAAAACAACAUCCGCAUCACUUGGCCAACAGCAGUGCUGCAUCAAUGGCGGCAAUAGCAAUCUACAGCAACAGUCCCCGAGCAGUUGUCCAGCAUCCACGUCCAGUCACCAUCACUGCCUUCAGUUCAAAGCCAUUCAGAGUUGUCACUGUCACGCUGCAGGCUGUGGCUCACACUCCAAGUCAAAUUGCCUCAACAACAACUGCACUCGAAUGGAGGAGGGGGAUCAGGAGGAGGAGGAGGAGGCAGACACCGAUGAAGAUGAUGGCGAGGAAGAGGAGUUGAGUUCGGAUAAUGAUGACGAAGAGGGAGAGGAGACAAAGUGCAAUUCGAAUGUUGAGGAGGAGGAAGAGGAAGAAUCAGGAGAGGAGGAAGGCGAUGAUAAUGAAGAGACGGAUGAAGAUGAAGACGAUGAGGAGGACGAUGAGGAGGAGGAGGAAGAGGAGGAUGAGGAGAACCUCAACUGCACGGCAAAUAGCUUUCCGAUGCGCACUAUUCAUCACCACCACCACCAUCACCACCCCCAGCGAGGCGGAUCAAUGAUGACCGACGAUGAGGAUGAGGAUGACGAGGAAGACACUUGUGCAGAAAAUCAGAAGGAAGAGGAGGAGGACGGCAUGGCAUCCUGUCUGCGUGAGAUGGAGUUCUUUGCCUGUAACGUCUGCGACCGAAC
This is a messenger RNA of Rhagoletis zephyria (snowberry fruit fly), 727 nucleotides long. NCBI's taxonomy places the organism in Eukaryota, Metazoa, Arthropoda, Insecta, Diptera, Tephritidae. The record is from RefSeq and is a predicted model, not a curated record.